UUUUGCCAGCGCAUGUGUAGUAUUUUUGGCUGAAGGGUUCUGCACAGCAGCACCGAUCAACUCGACGCCGGCGAAUGUUGAAACGCUCAGACUCUAUCUCUCUCAACUUUGGCACUCCGGAGGACUCUCCCCGCACGUCCUCUGAUUUCGAAGAAAUCCACUACCCGCACGCUUCCACGACGGCUUCACGCACCACUGGCUGGCCUGGAGAGAAGGAAGAGCUGCCUCUGCAUUUCAUGGGCGAGGAGACUGCGCGCAGGCGGAUUACCCGCACGCCAGGGGGCAAUGGUGUGUACGACACCCAUGUCGAUGCGCCCACCGAAUACGAUGACGAGGGGAAGGAUGUGUACGCAAAAAUGAGGGCUUCCAAGGUGCCUGUCAGCAGCGGACGGCCACGUAGGCCGCCUCCGCCGCCAGCGACCACCAUCAGCGAAUUUAUCCACCAAAAUUUAGAGCACAUCCCGCCGAUCGUCUACACACUACUCUCGUGCUGGACGCGGUUUCACAAGAUUGGUCACGCGCCGAAUGUCGUCUGGGACGAGGCACACUUUGGCAAGUUCGGGAGCCACUACCUCAAGCGUGAAUUCUACUUUGACGUCCACCCGCCGCUCGGGAAGAUGUUGGUCGGCCUCGCAGGCCUGCUGGCAGGCUACGACGGCUCGUAUGAAUUCAAGAGCGGCGAAAAAUACCCGGAUAACGUGCCCUAUGUGGCAAUGCGUGUCAUGAUGGCCAUGUUCGGCGUCGCUCUGGUGCCCCUCGGGUGGUACACCGCCGUCGAGCUGGGCAUGAGCUGGAGAGCGUGCCAUCUUGUUGCGCUGAUGGUCUUGCUCGAUGUCGGCUGGCUCUGUAUCUCACGCUUCAUCCUGCUCGACUCUAUGCUGCUGUUCUUCACGUUUACCACCGUCUUCUGCUUGACCAAGUUCCACAAUCAACAAUACCAGUCUUUCUCCUUUGACUGGUGGCUAUGGCUCGCCAUGACUGGUUACUCUAUCGGAUGUGUAACGAGUGUGAAGUGGGUCGGUCUCUUUGUCACGGCCUUGGUGGGACUCUACACAAUCGAAGACCUCUGGGAUAAGUUUGGCGACCUCAAAAUGUCUGCGCGCGACCAAUGCUGGCAUUGGGGCGCCCGCAUACUCUGCCUAAUUAUCCUGCCGAUUCUGGUCUACAUGGCGUCCUUCAAGAUGCACUUCUUGAUCCUCAACCAUUCCGGUCCUGGUGAUGCUCAAAUGAGCUCGCUUUUUCAGGCAAACCUCGUCGGAAACGACUUCGCUUCCUCUCCUUUGGAGGUUGCGUUUGGUUCAAAACUCACUUUAAAAAAUGUAGGCUAUGGUGGAGGUCUUCUGCAUUCACACGUCCAGACAUUCCCUGUUGGUUCAGGGCAGCAACAAGUUACGUGUUACCACUACAAGGACUCAAACAACGACUGGGUUGUCUUGCCCCGUUGGGAUGAACCUCCAUACGACCCCGAUGGCGAGAUUCGCUUCCUUAAGGACGGCGACGUCAUUCGUCUGAACCACGUACCGACAACUCGCAACCUGCACUCACAUACGGUUCCUGCUCCGGUCACAAAACUCAACCAUGAGGUCUCUUGCUACGGCAACGAAACAAUUGGUGACGACAAGGACUACUGGGUCGUCGAGGUCGUCGACGACCUCAAAUCGCGCGAGAAGCCUGACCGGAUUCACUCGCUCACGACCCGCAUGCGCUUUCGCCACAAGGUCCUCGGCUGCUACUUGCGUGCCGCGAAUGCGAUUCUGCCGCAGUGGGGCUUCAAGCAGGUCGAGGUCAGCUGCGACAACGAGAAUAACCCGCGGGACGCGCACACGUACUGGAAUGUCGAGAGCCAUUGGAACGACCGCCUGCCGCCAGGGAACGCGAAGCACUACAAGUCGCCCUUCCUCCGCGAUUUCUGGCACCUCAACGUCGCAAUGAUGACUUCGAACAACGCGCUGAUCCCUGACCCUGACAAGGAGGACAUCCUCGCGUCCAAGCCGUUCGACUGGCCUUUCCUUCGCCUCGGCUUGCGCAUGUGUGGCUGGGGCGACAAUCAGACGAAGUACUACCUCCUCGGCACGCCUAUCAUCUGGUGGGGCGGCACAAUCAGCUUGAUCCUGUCCCUUGUCGUGCUGCUAGUGUAUCUCAUGCGCUUGCAGCGGAAAUACGUCGACAUGGAACCGAGGGAGUGGGAUCACUUUCUCUAUGUUGGCAAGAUUGCCUUCCUGGGCUGGUUCCUGCAUUUCUUCCCAUUCUUGAUCAUGGGUCGCGUCACCUACAUUCACCACUACCUUCCGACCCUCUACUUCUCCGUCCUGAUGCUCGCGCACCUCAUCGACCACUUCGCCUUCACCUCCCGCCGCCUGUCUAACCAAACAAAAUGGAUUGUCUUCUGGGUCUGGGUCACCGCCAUCGUUGUCACCUUCUGGUGGUGGAAAGGCGUCGCCUUCGGAAUCGACGGACCUAUCAACGACCACUGGGGCUUGCAUUGGCGCAAAACAUGGAACAUAUAUAAUAUAUAAUGUAGGCUUAGGAUGGAUGUGUUUGCGUAGUGUCUAUCCGUUACUCCCUGUGCUUUCCUUUUCUUCCACGGACACGUUAAUUAUAAUGACGCAUCUGCGAGCGAGGAUAAUAUAAUGCAAAAUGGGGUUGCGAUCUCGCCAUUUAAAAGGGAGUGAAUGCUGGUAACGGGAGGCGACCAUAAAGAUGCAGAUCAAAGCAGGUAAUGUAUUUUGCAACAGGGCAGACAGCAAAGUGAAUGGAAAGCAUGACAGAGCGAGCAAUGUGAACCAUCCAGCUGGCCUGGGUCACAAAGUAAGGGUUAUCAUUUUGCUACUUGUGACCACGCCUUGUUGGGGACACCAGCACCUAGCCUGCGGUAAAAAAGUAGGUACGCGCACCGGUCAUCGCGCGGCUCGCCUCCAAAGACAUCUUCGGGUCGGACAUCGGAUACCAGCUCGUCGUCGAUGCGUACCCACGCUUGCCGCGGUCGAUCGCUCAUGUCCCGGUUGGGAUGCAGGACGUCGAGGGUAUAGUGCCCGCCGGACGCGGACUGGCCGUGGUGAUAGAGCGCGCCAAACAGCUGGUAUUUAACCGGAUGUGCCGGUCUUUUCGUCUGGGUGAUGAGAUCUGGAGAAAUCUCAAGCUCGGGACUGAAGCUGAUGUGCUUCCCGAUUUUGACAACGUCGCCAACGUUGGUGUCGUACAAGAACCGCUUCAGGUGCAGGAUCAAGACAGGCGGCAGGGCCUCGAUGAGCUCUUGCCGCUUAGCUUCGAGAAUUUGCCCAGGUCGUGUUGGCGAUGUAAUCUCCACCGGAUGUUCCUGUGAGAUGUGCUGGAGAGCGUCCUUAAUCGUGUGGACCUGCUCGCGCUGGAUAUCUAAUCGUAAUGACCUCCAGUCCUCGAUAGUCACAGACUCACGCUGGAACUGAGCUUUCAGUGUGGAGCGGAACUUGCCACCAAAUAUCCGCUGUAUCGGAGAGUCGGCACCUUUUACGGUUCGAGUUGUCACGGAACGGUUCUUCUUGCCGACCUCCAACCACCCGUUAUCUGCUGCUGGCAUCUCAUCCUGUUUCGGAGUCUUCUGAGAUAACGAUGACGAGAUUGACAAAAGCUCUUCCUCCAACGUAUCCAGGAAGAAGCCAAGAAAUUCUUCCGCGUCUUCCUGGUGGCCAGUCACCAUACUCGCAAAGCGCUUCUUCUCCUUCAUCACAUCGUAUACAUACGUCGGGAUGAAAGAGUCCAAAUCAUCGAAAUCUUCCUCACGCUCCUUGCCCUUGCUUUUCGAACCCUUCUUUUCCUCCUCCUUGACGCUGAAUUCUUUCAGGAACUGGAUGGUCGCGUCGACGAGAGGCGUAGCCUUGGUAUUCUCCGCUUGCGAGCCAACGACAGGGCCAGAGAUAUAUUUGCUGAGUUCAAUGAAAAGACGAUAGAAUGGUGGACAGUAGACGAGGACUUGAAGAACGGCGUUAGCAAAGCACAUGUUACCCGUGUUGACGAGACCGCGGGGGCAAAUCUUUGGUGGAGGGCUGGGACCAGUGGGGCCAACGUUCAAGAGGUUGAAGACCUCAGGACGAACGGUGGAGCCAGAAGUAGCCAAAGCACUGCUCUGUGAAGGUGCACCGUUUUGGAGGCCAGCAGGGAUGGAAAAGCCAACGACAGAUGAAGUCGGGAGGCGCGUCUUGGAAGAGGAGGAUGCCACGGCAUCGGAAGACUGUAACAGCGAUGCCCAUGAUUUCUUCGGUGCUGCCGCCACAGGCUUCACAGGAAGAGAGGUGGACGCGGAAACAGCUUUCUGCUCAGGCUGAACGGACGCAGGCAUAGGUUGCUGUUGUUCUGUACUCGACGCAGCGACGACUUCCACAGCCGCAGCAGAGAUCAUUUCCUGGGAAAUGACCUCGGUAAGAGGCACCACUGCAGGCUCGUCCAGCUGCUUAGGCUGUUGAGCAGGCGAGGCCGCAAUAACCGAGGUGUUCGUGGUAGAAGGCGAACCCGCAGUCGGCGUGGCAGGACCCGUAGAACCGAUCGUCGUCUCCGUCACAGAUGAUGACUGUGCUUCAAGAGAGUCUGACGAUACAUCGGCUACAUCGCUAUCUCCUAAUGCAACAUCAGCGAGCACUAAAGACGCGGGCUCUGCAUCUUUUACAGGGACGACCCUUGGUGAUUGUGGAGGGGUGCGAAUAUCUAACGCAGAUUGAACGGUCUCCUGUGGCGGGUGAGCCAGAGAAGAUAUCAUGACACCUUCGGCACGAGAUGGAUCCCGAGGGCGCCUUGACCAUAUGACAAAGCUAGUAGGCGACAUUGUGCUCUGAG
Molecule: messenger RNA, 4806 nt
Organism: Phanerochaete carnosa HHB-10118-sp
Lineage: Eukaryota; Fungi; Basidiomycota; Agaricomycetes; Polyporales; Phanerochaetaceae
Product: glycosyltransferase family 39 protein
Exons: 12
Coding region: 75-2516 (813 amino acids)
Biological process (GO): protein O-linked glycosylation via mannose
Cellular component (GO): endoplasmic reticulum; membrane
Molecular function (GO): dolichyl-phosphate-mannose-protein mannosyltransferase activity
Source: RefSeq, a predicted model, not a curated record